Messenger RNA from Colossoma macropomum (tambaqui), 771 nucleotides. Its product is annotated as deleted in malignant brain tumors 1 protein-like. The transcript is spliced from 2 exons. The record is from RefSeq and is a predicted model, not a curated record. The annotation marks the transcript as partial. NCBI's taxonomy places the organism in Eukaryota, Metazoa, Chordata, Actinopteri, Characiformes, Serrasalmidae. Gene Ontology annotation, cellular component: membrane.
AUUUUAGGAGUCAGGCUGGUUGGUGGUUCUUGUUGCUCUGGGAGAGUGGAGGUGCUUCAUGGAGAGACCUGGUACACAGUGUGUGAUGCUGACUUGGACCAGCAGGAUGCAGAGGUUGUGUGUCGAGAGCUGGACUGUGGGCUUCCUGUGGAGGUGCUGAGAGCAGCUGCUUUUGGCAGAGGGGAGGGUCAGGUGUUGUCAGAGGAGCUUCAGUGUAGAGGCAACGAAUCUCAGAUUUCCUUCUGUCCAACAUCAUCUUCACUCAGACACAACUGCACCCAUGACAGUGAUGUGAGUCUGGUGUGUUCUGGUAAGAUGCAUCUACAUCAUUUAGUCUUAAUACUCUUAACGUACAACAUGUCAUUUUUAACAUAUUUCUCCACCUUUCCCUUUUGUACAGACACUGUGUGGUUGGUGGAUGGUGGCAGUCGCUGUGCUGGGAGAGUGGAGGUUCUUCACAGAGGACAGUGGGGAACAGUGUGUGAUUAUAACUGGGAUAUGAGAGAUGCUGCAGUGGUGUGUAGAAAGCUGGGCUGUGGAGAUGCUGUAGAUGCACUGAGAAGAGCUCACUUUGGACAAGGAUCAGGACAAAUCUGGAUGAAUGUAGUGGACUGUAGUGGACCAGAGUCUACACUGAAGAACUGUAAAUCAUUAGGUUGGGGUAAACAUAACUGUCAUCAUGGUUUAGAUGCUGGAGUCAUCUGCUCAGCUGCCAAAUGGGGAGCAACUGUGGAAGAUGUGCGAGAAGUAAAAACAUUAAUCAUGAUGUAG